AGCCGGAACAUUUGCUCACAUACCAUGAAUUUUCUCUUAAUCUUUAAUGGAUAUUUUUUACACAGAGAGUUCAUGGGUGUUAGGUGAGGCAAAAUGGGAUAAAGUGAGACUAAACUUAUAUAAUAUUGGGAGGGUAGGGGGGGAGAAUCAUUAAUUAGUUAAGCCUAAAAAACAUAAAACUAAAGUAGUUUAAAAUUGAAGUUCAAAAUAACACAUGCUAAUUAGGUUGGAUGAUGGAUGAUUAGAAAAAGUAUAUAUAUAAAUGGGCCAAUUAUUUAGGCAUGGUCUUUUCCUGUUGAUCUUGUUAACUCUAUCCAGGUAUGUAUGCAUGGUUUUGGUCCUCCUUUUCUAGAAAUUUUAAGUAUAUGAGGAGGAUAGCAAUACUACAAACAGCUUAGCACACGUUCUAGAUAGAGAUUUGGUGAUGAAUAUUCUUAAGGCUAAUUAUAGGAUGUAAGCCUGAACUAUAAUGCAACUUGGUAUGAAAAUAGUUAGUGAUUGGUUGGAUAGUUUGAUGGUGUUGAGCCUUCCCAAUCGGACUAUAAAUUGGCCUAAACUCAAAAUGGAGUUGCAUCAUCCUUCCAAAGAAAAAAGAGAGAAGAAAAUUAACAAAGUGGAAGGAAAAUCAAAAUGGCUCUGAAAUUAAGAUUCUUGGCAAUGCUUUUGUUCUUAUUGUUAGCAUCUACAGCUAAAGCUAAUCCUAGUGUAUUUGAUGUGACAAGUGCAACAUACGGUGCAAAGCCUGGCUCUGAUGUCACAAAGGCCUUGGCCAAGGCUUGGAGUGAUGCAUGUGCAUCGCCAUCGGCAAGUAAAGUUGUUGUUCCGAGUGGGACAUACAAGUUAAAGGAAGCAACUUUCAGAGGCCCCUGUAAGGCUCCUAUUGAGAUGCAAGUUCGAGGCACAUUGCAGGCUCCAGCAAACGCUGGCCAAUUCACAAGACCGGAUACUUGGGUUGGUUUUCAGUACAUUGAUAAGCUCACCUUAUCAGGUGGUGGGACUUUUGAUGGCCAAGGAGCACUUGUUUGGGGUCAAAAUGACUGCCACAAAAACAAAAAUUGCAAACCAAUGCCCAUUAAUCUGAGGUUCGAAUUCAUCACCAAUUCCAGAGUUCAGGACAUAACUUCACUUAAUAGCAAAAAUUUCCACAUGCAUGUUUUUAGAUGCAAGUACACUACAUUUCAACAUCUUACCAUCACAGCACCUGAAGAGAGCAUAAAUACAGAUGGAAUCCAUAUCGGGGCUUCAACUGGUGUCAACAUUACUCAUGCAAAGAUUAGAACUGGGGAUGAUUGUGUUUCUAUUGGUGAUGACUCCCACCAAAUCACAGUGACUGAUGUUACUUGUGGGCCAGGCCAUGGCAUAAGCAUUGGAAGCCUUGGAAGAUAUAAGGAAGAAAAGGCUGUGACCGGGAUCAUAGUUAAGAAUUGCACCCUGACUAAUACGCAGAAUGGUGUGAGAAUCAAAACAUGGCCAGAUUCUCCUUCUAGCAGUACUGCCUCAGAUAUACACUAUGAGAAUAUUAUCAUGGUUAAUGUCAGUAACCCUAUCCUCAUAGACCAAUUAUAUUGCCCAUAUACUCGGUGUGACCAAAAGCCUCCGUCAAAAGUUAAGAUCAACAAUGUCAGCUUCAAGAACAUUAAGGGCUCAUCUUUCACUCCACUUGCAGUCAAGCUUGUAUGUAGUAGGGGCCUACCAUGUGAGAAUGUGAAGUUGACUAACAUUGAUCUCACCUACAGUGGAGACCAAGGCCCUCUUACCUCUCUGUGUUCUAAUGUCAAGCCCACAAUUACUGGCAUGAAAAAGGCUCUUGCUUGUGCUACAUCGUCCUUGGCACCUCUUCCUUUAUCCAAGAAGUAG
This is a messenger RNA of Prunus persica (peach), 1857 nucleotides long. RefSeq names its product exopolygalacturonase-like. The transcript is spliced from 2 exons. Gene Ontology annotation, biological process: carbohydrate metabolic process. The record is from RefSeq and is a predicted model, not a curated record. Lineage: Eukaryota; Viridiplantae; Streptophyta; Magnoliopsida; Rosales; Rosaceae. Gene Ontology annotation, molecular function: polygalacturonase activity. Bases 631 to 1857 code for a protein of 408 amino acids.